AUGGCUGAGGUACUGGCCACCAUGGUGGUCGGGCCAUUGGUGUCCAUGGUGAAGGAGAAGGCCUCGAGCAUCCUCCUGGACCAGUACAAGGUCAUGGAGGGCAUGGAGGAGCAGCACAAGCUCCUCAAGCGCAAGCUGCCUGCCGUCCUCGAUGUCAUCAGUGACGCCGAGGAGCAGGCAGCGAAAAACAGAGAAGGGGCAAAAGCUUGGCUUGAGGAGCUCCGGAACAUGGCCUACAAGGCAAAUGAUGUUCUUGAUGAGUUCAAGUACGAGGCACUCCGCCGCAAGGCCAAGGCAGAGGGGCACUACAAGGAGUUUGGUAUGGACAUCAUAAAGCUCUUCCCUUCUCACAAUCGUUUUGUGUUCCGCUAUAGAAUGGCAAACAAGCUUUGCAUGAUUUUGCAAGAAAUUGAUGACCUCAUAGCAGAGAUGAAUACCUUUAGGUUUAAAUUCAAACCACAACCGCCAAUGUCCUUGAAAUGGAGGAAGACAGAUCCUUACAUCCCAAGCCAUUCUAUGAAUAUUGCUAGUGAAUCAAGAGCCGAAGACAAGAAGAAGAUUGUUAGUGCAUUGCUUGACCAAAGCAACAAUGUGGGUCUCACAGUCCUACCCAUUGUAGGAAUGGGAGGGAUGGGCAAGACCACAUUAGCGCAGCUUGUUUACAGUGACUCUGCCAUUGAGAAGCACUUCCAGGUUCGGAUCUGGGUUUGUGUGUCUGAAAACUUUGAUGUGGAUUCCCUGUUCGAAAUAAUAGUGGAAGAGGCUAAAAAGAAUGGUUGUGAAACAAGCGAUGGUUCAGCAUUGGAAAAGUUUAAAAGUGCUGUGAGUGGGAAGAAGUACCUCCUCGUACUAGAUGAUGUAUGGAACCGUGAGGCCAACAAGUGGGAUAAGUUGAGGUCCUACCUUCAUCAUGGUGCCCCAGGUAGCUCAAUUUUGACAACAACUCGUGAUAAAAAUAUUGCUCGGUUCAUGGGCACAAUCGAAGCCCAUAAGAUCAAGCACUUGAAAGAAAGCUACAUAGAAGAUAUUAUUAAGACUAGAGCAUUCAGUUCACCAUCAGAAGUGCCAACAGAGCUACAAAAGUUGGUUGGUGGUGUUGCGAAGAGAUGUUCUGGUUCUCCUUUAGCUGCUACAGCAUUGGGCUCUGUACUGCGUACCAAGAAUACCGUGCAAGAAUGGGAGGCUGUAUUAAAUCGAAGCACAAUUUGUGAUGAGGAAAAUGGAAUCCUACCAAUACUCAAGCUCAGUUACAAUUGCUUGCCACCACAUAUGCGGCAAUGCUUUGCCUUUUGCGCUAUGUUUCCUAAAGAUUACGAGAUUGAUGUAGAAAUGUUGAUUCGACUGUGGAUGGCUAAUAGUUUCAUCCCGGAGCAACAUGGAGUGUGUCCUGAAGUCACUGGUAAACAAAUUUUCAAUGAGCUAGCUCAAAGGUCAUUUUUUUCACGAGGUGAAGAAAGUUAGAUCUGACACCUUAAGGUAUUGGGAUGAGCAUGGGCAUUGUUCUAGA
Messenger RNA from Sorghum bicolor (sorghum), 1507 nucleotides. RefSeq names its product putative disease resistance protein RGA3. The record is from RefSeq and is a predicted model, not a curated record. Bases 1 to 1461 code for a protein of 486 amino acids. Gene Ontology annotation, biological process: defense response to other organism. NCBI's taxonomy places the organism in Eukaryota, Viridiplantae, Streptophyta, Magnoliopsida, Poales, Poaceae. The transcript has a single exon. Gene Ontology annotation, molecular function: ADP binding.